CAGUAGUGCAUCACACUCGCUGGAACCCACACAAGAACCGAGAACCUGGACCACCUUCGAGGCGCUUCCAGGUCCGCGACACGAGCCCCCUCCGCCCGCAGGUCCUGUCAUCGGCGCCCGGCCUUCCCCAGCUCCUUUCCAUCCCCUUCCCUCGCUGUUUCCUCCCCCGGCCCCGUCCUCCCCACCGCGUGUACGUGUGUGUGUGUAGCGGCGUAGCGGGAGAGUAGCGGCUGCGGCGGCGGUGCAGCAGCAGCGGCGGCGGUGGGCGUGGUGGCAGGAAUCGAUCCCCGAGCGGGUGGCUCCAGGAGACAGCAGCGGCGGCGGCGGCGGCGGCGGAAUUCAGUCAACAUGCCGGCUCCUGACCGGGCAGCGGCUCCCCGUCACCACGCGCUCUGAUGUGUCACCUUAGUGCUGCUCUGUGAUCCCCGCGAGACACUCCCGCGCGAUCGCCCGCAACCAAGCCCUUCCGUGUCCCUGCUUCUGCCGAAGAGGAAGAAGGAGCCUCGGCCUCGGCCCGCUCGGCCCUCUCGCUCGCUCGCGAUCCCUCGGAAUCCUCUUCCCGAACGUGUGCGCUGACGAAGGGAAGGCCCGCCUUCCGCUCGUUCCUUCGGCAACCCUCCCGCUGCCACUCUCGCUCUCGCGCGCCGCCAAACCCAACCCGAAAAAUAAAAAAGUUCCAUUGAGAGAAAGAGCUCAGCAAAGUGCAGUUGCCCGCCCCUCGAGAGCCCCGGCCUCCCCCAGAGCCCAAACUUCGGCCUUCUGCCCAAUACAAGUGAGCCGAAAAUAGCGUCCGCCGUGCAGCAAGAGCCACAGAUCACCGACACGAUGGGCGGGGAGGAAGAGAAGACUCGUGACACUGACAAUCAGGCAGAUGACAGCAUCCGUGUCAUCUGCCGCUUCCGGCCACUCAACAAGUCCGAGGAGGCGGCGGGAAGCAAGUUCAUAUGCAGCUUCCCGUCGAACCGAGGCCAAGAAGAUCAGAUGGUCUCCAUUGGGGGGAAGGUGUAUCUCUUCGACCGAGUGAUCAAACCGAACAGCAGCCAGGAGAAAGUGUACGAAAUCGUAGCCAAAGACAUCGUCAAAGAUGUUCUCAACGGCUACAACGGGACAAUCUUCGCUUACGGGCAGACGUCCUCGGGAAAGACGCAUACAAUGGAGGGCAAGCUCGGCGAUCCAACGUGGCAAGGCAUCAUACCCAGGAUUGUCCAUGAUAUCUUCAACCACAUCUACAACAUGGAGGAGGCUUUGGAAUUCCAUAUCAAGGUUUCCUAUUUCGAGAUCUACAUGGACAAGAUUAGGGAUCUGCUGGAUGUCUCCAAGGUGAACCUCUCCGUGCAUGAGGACAAGAACCGCGUGCCCUCCGUCAAGGGCGCCACGGAGCGGUUCGUUUCGUCUCCUGAAGAAGUGUUUGAGACCAUCGCCUUGGGGAAGUCCAACCGACACGUGGCAGUUACCAACAUGAACGAGCACAGUUCCCGAUCCCACAGCGUGUUCCUGAUCCAAGUGAAGCAAGAAAACAUCGAAAACCCAAAGAAACUCCUCGGGAAGCUGUAUCUGGUGGAUCUGGCUGGCUCGGAGAAGGUCAGCAAGACAGGCGCCGAGGGCUCUGUCCUGGACGAAGCCAAGAACAUUAACAAGUCUCUGUCGGCGCUCGGGAACGUCAUUGCUGCGCUGGCUGACGGCAAGACUCACGUGCCCUACCGAGACUCCAAGCUGACCCGAAUCCUGCAGGAGAGUCUGGGAGGAAACGCCAGGACCACCAUCGUCAUCUGCGCCUCCCCGGCCUCCUUCAACGAGGCGGAGACCAAGUCCACGCUCGACUUCGGAAAGAGAGCCAAGAACAUCAAGAAUUGCGUCUCGGUUAAUGAAGAAUUAACAGCUGAAGAAUGGAAGAGAAGAUACAACAAAGAGAAAGAAAAGAGCACCAAGCUGAAGGCGCAGGUGGAGAAGAUGGAGACGGAGUUGGCGAGGUGGAGAGGUGGAGAAAAGGUUUCGUCAGAGGACCAGAUCACGGUGGAGAUGGAGAAGUCAAUGGUGUCUUCGAUGGUGGAAGAACCCAAGAAGGCCACCGCCCCGCCCGCGCCCAUGAGCAACGAGGUGCGGGAGGCGUGGGAGAAGGAGCGGGAGCAACUGUACGUCAGCCUCGACGAAAAGGACGACGAGAUCAACCAGCACAGCCAACUCGCCGAGAAGCUCAAGGAACAGAUGCUCGAGCAGGAGGAGGUGAGACGCCCAGCACGAGGCCAAGGUUUUGUAUGUGUGUGUGUGUAUAUGGCGAGGAUCCAGGCGGAGAAUGACGCCGCCAAGGACGAGGUGAAGGAGGUGCUGCAGGCCCUCGAGGAGCUCGCACUCAACUACGACCAGAAGAGCCAGGAGGUCGAGAGCAAGUGCAAGGGAAGAACGGCGCUGACAACCAUGCAAGGCGAGUUGCAGCAGAUGAAGGAUUCCUCGGUGCAUCAGCGACGCAGGAUGAACGAGAUGCUGUUUUCUCUCCUGUCGGAUCUCGGAGAAGUCGGCAACGUCGUCGGCGGCACGGCUGGGGAGCUGUCGGUUAAGAAUUCGGGAGACCCCAACAAACUGGAGGAGGAAUUCACAAUGGCGCGCCUGUACGUCUCCAAGAUGAAGAGCGAAGUGCGCAACUUGGUCCAGCGGUGCAGCACUUUGGAGAACUUCCAGGGCGACUGCAACAAGAAGAUCGACGACUACGAGAAGGAGCUGAGCGAGUGCCGUCUGCUGAUCAGCCAGCACGAGGCCAGGAUGAAGACCCUCCAGGAAUCCAUGCACGAGGUGGAGGUCAGGAAGAGGCAGCUGGAGGAACAGGUGGACACCCUGACGGAGGACGUGACGAGGCUGAAGGCGGCCGAGGGACUCUCCAUUUCCGAGGGCGAGUCGAAGGAGGCCCUGGAGAAGCAGAUGGAGACCCACCGCGACCUCCACCAGAAGCAGGUCGUGCUACUUCGUCAGGAGAUCAACCAGAAGCAGGCCCUUAUUGAGGAUCUGAAGGAUCAAAACCAGAAGCUGACCCUCGAACUCGACCAACUGCGCGGCGAACACAACAAGCUGAAGGUCGAGGAGGCAGAGAAGAGUACAAGACUUCACGAACUCAUCGCCCUGAACGAGAGGCGAGAACAGGCCCACCAUGAUCUCAAGGGCUUGGAGGACACGGUGGCGAAGGAACUCCAGACGCUCCACAACCUCAGGAAGCUUUUCGUCCAAGACCUACAGGCCAAAGUCAAGAGGUCAGCAGCAGGCGAGGACGAAGAUAUCCUAGGGGGCUCGGUGGCCCAGAAGCAGAAGAUCAGCUUCCUGGAGAACAACCUCGACCAGCUGACGAAGGUGCACAAACAGCUGGUGCGAGACAACGCCGACCUGCGAUGCGAGCUGCCGAAGCUGGAGAAGCGGCUCAGAGCUACGAUGGAGAGGGUGAAGGCCCUGGAGACGGCGCUGAGGGAGGCGAAGGAGGGAGCAAUGAGGGACAGGAAGCGGUACCAGUAUGAGGUGGACCGCAUUAAGGAGGCUGUGAGGCAGAAGAACCUAGCUAGGAGGGGCCAAGGAGCGCAUAUCGCCAAGCCCAUCAGAACAGGCCAGGCCAACCUGCUCUCUCGUCCCGGCGCCCUCGGCAUGAUGGGCAGGUCACCCCCGCCUAACCCACAGCAACUUCGCUCCUAUGUCGCAACCAGUAGUUAAGACAAGCAACAGGACUAGAUGAUGGGAGAGAUAACGAGCGAUAAGGAGUGAUAUGAACUUAACUAAGAAUGCAAGAUGCCCGUCUUUGAGGUUUCAUCCUUAACCCCACUGCUUCAGAUAUCUGAAGUGUGUGCGUGGGUUCUGAAAACAGGUCAGCUCAUGUGCAUUAUGACUGACACACACACCCAAAAAAUACCAAAACACGAAUAAAAUGUCUAUAAAAAACAAACCAAAAAAAAGUUUAAAAAAUGAGAAAGUAAAAAAUCUAAAAAAAAAAAAAAUCAAGAUUAUGAUUUUGAUUUUAUCAGUGAUGAUUUCAAAAUUUUCUUUCUCCCCCCUCCCUUCCCCCCCCCUUUCUCUCCCUGCUACUCAUUCCUACCCCCACCCCCCUUCCCACUCCUAUUAUCCAAACUCUUUACCUACGUGCCUAUUAAUUUCACACGCCCCCACCUUCUUUAACAAAUAAUAAAUAUGUUUUUCAUCCAAUUUUUUUAUGUAUGGUAAUAACAGCACCCUGAACUGUGAUUUUCCUAGUACAUUUUGUAGGACUACAUAGGCUGUUUUUUUCCCAAAGACAAAUUGGUAACACUGUAUGUCCUUUUUUUUUUAGCUUUUAAAUCUCUUUUUUUUCUCUCCUCCUCAUGUAUAGACUCUCGUAUAAGGAUCAUUUCUUGUCGGUGAUACUGUACUCAUUAUUAUUUAUACAUAUAUAUGAAUAUAUUUAAGACUAUUUACCAAACCAGUGAUUUUAUGUCUACUCAUGGAAUUAAUAUAGUCAUUUACUAUAGCUAGCUUUAAUGGUUAUGAUUUGCUACUAAACAUAUGCACGAACUUUAAUUAGCUAAUAAGUGGUCUUUGGUCAAUAUUUGUUAAUGUUCGGAUGAUAGAAAAGAUAAUUAAGUGAUAUUGAAAAUGAUGAGGACGAUGAUGAUGAAUGGUAGCGUGAAUCAUGAUAAUUCAGAGGAAAAUGAUGAUGAUGAAGAUAAUAAUAUAAUGGUGAAAUAUUGAUAAUGAUAACUGGAAAUGAAUAGAAAAAAAAAAAAAGGAUAUCCACUGCAUGAUCCAUGAAUAUCUGCAACAUUUUUUUUUUCUCUCUCUCUCUCUUUUCAAAGUUUUUAUUGCAGGAUCAAUAGACGAAGAAAUAAAAGGAAAAGAUAUAAGCAGAUGUCCAGAUAUGAAUGUAAUAAAAUAAUAUAAACGAAGAGAAGUUAUUGCUGUCAUCCUUUCUUCUCAUACACGUCGGGAUUUCUUUGUUGUUGUUGUUAUUGUCGUUGUCAACGGAAAAAGGGGAAAAAAUAUACGUAUUUUUGUCUUCAUUUCGUUUAUCAGGAAAAUGAAUACCAAAAAAAAAAUAAUAAUAAAUUUAGCACCGAUGUAUGACCUUAUGUAUAUUUUUUUUUCUAGUAAUUAGAAACAACUGUAUACAUUUCUCAUUAACUGAAAAAUACAUUUAUCAUUUCAUUCAUGUCAUAUUUAACUUACAAAAGGAAAUGUUAUACUGCGUUCGAACAUGACGCAUAUAACGAUGCUUUUGUUUUUAGCCUUUCAUCAUUAUUGUUAAUUAAACCAUAAAAUCUAACUGUAUUUGGCCUUCAUUCAGAAAUGAGUGAUAUAUCAAAAUAAACAAAAUAUCUUUGAUCUUUUGUAGCAGAAGUUUUUUUUUUGUCUCAUUUUUAAUCUUUCGUGAAAUAUAUUAGAGAUCGGAGUGACGUAAGGAAGUGAAAAGAUUAAAGUAAUGGUUUGAUUCCGAAUCACUAAUUGAGAAUUGAAAUCAAACAAUAAAUUUAAUCAAUUGAUAAUUAACUGAUGCUACUUGAGACUAAGAUAUAUAUGAAGAAGGUAGG
Molecule: messenger RNA, 5531 nt
Organism: Penaeus monodon (black tiger shrimp)
Lineage: Eukaryota; Metazoa; Arthropoda; Malacostraca; Decapoda; Penaeidae
Gene: Khc
Product: kinesin heavy chain-like
Exons: 23
Coding region: 826-3687 (953 amino acids)
Biological process (GO): microtubule-based movement
Molecular function (GO): microtubule binding; microtubule motor activity; ATP binding
Source: RefSeq, a predicted model, not a curated record